GCAUUUCUCGCGCUCCAUUAGGGUUCCGGCGGGCUCCCACCGUCUCUCCUCGGAGGUGCAAUUCCGACCGUCCUUCUCGCUCGCUCGCUGGAACGCGCCGCGCGAGAUUGCCAGCGACAUGGACAGCAAGAAGUUGGUGCGAAGCGUCCUGAAGUCGUUCCUCCUCUCCGACGCUGCGGGCGAGGACGGGGCCAAGGGCGACCAACCUGACGUCCGAGGAGAGGCCGGCGGGGUCACCGCGGAAGCACUGGCGAGGGAAGUGAAGAUGGAGCUCGGCGAAAGUGGAGGACGCGUCAUUUGUGAGCUUUCAGAUAGGAGGUAUGUGACUCGUCAAGAUUAUAACGGCACAAAUAUGGUAUCGAUAAGGGACUACUAUAUCAAAGAUGGAAAGAAUUUCCCAGUGCUAAAGGUGAUUGCACAUGUAUAACAUUCUCUCCUCUAUCUAAAUCAACAAUGAUGCUCUUGUCUUUUUAUUCUAGCUGGUUCAGGUAUAAUAAUUUUGAGUGGUCUUUCUUACUCUUUGCUGCCUGUGAGCUUUCCUAAGGUUUGAUGACAAUGGUUUAUCUGAUCACUGAUUGAUGCUGCAUAUAAUUGACACUAUGUGUUUAUGUCUUUAAUAUCUGCAAUUCCAACUACUUCAGUGGCUUUUGCUAAAAGAGUAUGUUUGUCUCAGUAUAAUUCUUUGGGUUUCUAUCAACACUGUGCGUCUCUUUCUCUUGUAUUGACUCCAUAAUGCUGCUCUUGGCGUAAAGUUGUAUAAAUGUGUUUUGGUGGCCUCUGAACCUCUAACUAUAAAUAUUUACUGUAAUGUGCCGAGAUUGAAAUCCCAUAGCAAGUCAACUCCUUUGGAGCUUUCUAUGGGUUUGCAUUGGCUUGGGAAUUGUUAUAUGUGUAGAAGACAACAAAACGUCAAAUAUGAUCAUAUUAUUGAGGCAAGAGAUACAUGGAAGUUAUGAGUGUGAUAUGAGCAUAGUAAGUAAGGAAGUGUCUGAUAUACAUUUACUUACCCUUUUCUCUAUAUCUCCAAGCAUUAGAGCACUGUUGCACGGAUGGGUCUCUCUUUCUCUCUCUCUGCUCAUCCAACGUCCAUUACCUUCAUCUCAAGCCUAUAUGGAAGGAUGACACAUCCGUGAACUAUCUGAGAAGAUUACUAUAACUUAUCUUUAGGUCCAAGAACUAUUUUUGCUUAUUUGUUAUACUACCUAGUCAUAAAUGUUAAUGCUGUACAUUGCUAGCUUACUUUUCUUUUGUCACACUAGAUUUUUGUAGUCCUGUAUGUUUUUCUGAAUUUUAUGACCAUUUUUGUCCAUGUUUUUGCUGGAUUUGUAG
Molecule: messenger RNA, 1329 nt
Organism: Syzygium oleosum
Lineage: Eukaryota; Viridiplantae; Streptophyta; Magnoliopsida; Myrtales; Myrtaceae
Product: RNA polymerase II transcriptional coactivator KELP-like
Exons: 2
Coding region: 119-427 (102 amino acids)
Biological process (GO): positive regulation of transcription initiation by RNA polymerase II
Molecular function (GO): DNA binding; transcription coactivator activity
Source: RefSeq, a predicted model, not a curated record